CCUCGCUCCCCUCACUAGCCGUGGUCCCCACCUCCUCCCCCGACCUCUCGUGCGCUCACAUCCCCACACACCGUGUGCAGGGUCAGCGACCAUGGACCCCGAAGCUCCGCCAGCCGUGGCCGCCGCCGACUCGGUCCCGGCCCAGCCGCCUGAUGCUCAGGGUCCCGCCGAGGGGGGCGACGCAGGCACCAUGAGCCAGGACACCGAGGUGGACAUGAAGGAGGUGGAGCUGAACGAGCUGGAGCCCGAGAAGCAGCCGAUGAACGCGGCGCCGGGGGCCCUGGCGGGCGGCGCGGGCGGCGAGAAGAACGGGCUGGUGAAGAUCAAGGUGGCGGACGACGACGAGGCGGAGCCGGCGGCCAAGUUCACCGGGCUGUCCAAGGAGGAGCUGCUGAAGGUGGCGGGCAGCCCCGGCUGGGUGCGCACCCGCUGGGCGCUGCUGCUGCUCUUCUGGCUGGGCUGGCUCGGCAUGCUGGCGGGCGCCGUGGUCAUCAUCGUGCAGGCCCCGCGCUGCCGCGAGCUGCCCAAGCAGAGCUGGUGGCACCAGGGCGCCCUCUACCGCAUCGGCGACCUGCCGGCUUUCCUGGACAGCGACGCGGGCCUGGCAGGCCUGGAGAAACAUCUGGAUUACCUGAACACCCUCAAGGUGAAAGGCUUAGUGCUGGGCCCGAUUCACAAGAACCAGAAGGAUGACAUCCUGGCCACCGACUUGGAACAGAUUGACUCCAGCCUCGGCUCCAAAGAUGAUUUUAAGAAGUUUCUGCAGUUGGCCAAGAAAAAGAGCAUCCGGGUCAUUCUGGAUCUCACUCCUAACUACAAGGGCCAGAACUUAUGGUUCCUGCCCACUCAGAAUUACACCGUGGCUGCCAAGAUGAAGGAUGCGAUGACUUUUUGGCUACAGGCUGGCGUGGAUGGGUUCCAGAUUCGGGAUGUGGAGGAUUUGAAGGAUCCAUCUUUGCAUUUGGCUGAGUGGCAGAACAUCACCAAGAAUUUUAGUGAAGACAGGAUCUUGAUUGCUGGAAUGAAGUCUGAAGACCCUCAGCAGAUCCUGAGCUUACUCGAAUCCAAUAAGGACAUACUGUUGACUAACUCGUAUAUGGCCAUUGGGAUGCAUGUGAAAUCCAUGGUUACCCAGUAUAUGAAUGCCACUAGCAACAGCUGGCGCAGCUGGAGUAUAUCUCAGGCGGGACUCUUGUCCUCCUUUGUGGAGGCUAAAUUCCUCCGACUCUACCAGCUGCUGUUUUUCACCCUGCCGGGGACCCCAAUUUUCAGCUUUGGGGAUGAGAUUGGUCUGGAGGGGGCAGCUACCCUUCCUGGACAGCCAGGGAAGGCACCUGUAAUGCCGUGGAAGGGAUCCGACACCCCAGGGUCUGUAAGCCCCAACAUAACAGUAAAGAGUCAGGAAGAAGACAGUAACUCCCUCCUUUCCCUGUUCAAACGGUUGAGCGACCAGAGGGGGAAGGAACGCUCCCUGCUGCAUGGAGACUUCCACAUGCUCAACACAGAGCCCACCCUCUUCUCCUACGUCCGCCAGUGGGACCAGAACACGCGUUUCAUGGUAGUGCUCAACUUCGGGGACGAAGAACAGACUUUCAAUGUGGUCAGCUCCCCCACUGGAGUCAGCCUCCCAGCCAAGGCGAACCUGGUGCUCAGCACUGAGCCUGGCUUUACGGAGGGUGCUUCUGUUGACCUGCAGCAUCUGAACCUAAAGCCCCACCAGGGGCUGCUGCUCCACUUCCCUUACGAGGCCUGACCAGAGCCCAUCACCUCUUCCCCACCCUGCCCCAGGCCUUUUGGGUCCUGGGCUCUUUUUUUUUUUUUUUAAAAAAAACAUUUUGUAUUGUUAGUCAUCACACAUGGAUUCUCCCACACUACAACCUCCCCUUCCCCCCCCAGGGUGUUUCUGAUUUCAAAUAAAGUUCAUCCCUGCUUGGUGA
Molecule: messenger RNA, 1937 nt
Organism: Erinaceus europaeus (western European hedgehog)
Lineage: Eukaryota; Metazoa; Chordata; Mammalia; Eulipotyphla; Erinaceidae
Gene: SLC3A2
Product: solute carrier family 3 member 2
Exons: 10
Coding region: 92-1753 (553 amino acids)
Biological process (GO): amino acid transport; carbohydrate metabolic process
Source: RefSeq, a predicted model, not a curated record